CUGCCCAUGGCGGGGAGGCGCCUCUGAGGUGGUCCGCCCCACACUAUGUGUGUCCGUCACCUCCUCCUCCUGAGAGUCUGAUCUGCGGCCGAACAGCUCACAGAGCCUCGGCGGUGGGCUCAGGCGGCUGCUUGGCCGGCCGGCCGGCCUGGAGCUGGAAAGGACGGUUCCACUAUGAACCUGCACCAGGUGUUGACGGGGGCUGUCAACCCCGGGGACAACUGCUUCUCCGUGGGGAACAACGACGGCCACCCUUUCACGGCUUAUGCAUCAGGAUGUGACAUAGUGAUAUUGGGGACAGAUUUUGAAAGGUUACAAAUAAUUCCUGGAGCAAAAUAUGGAAAUAUUCAAGUGGGGUGUGUAGAUUGUUCCAUGCAGCAAGGGAAGAUUGCAGCUGCUUAUGGAAAUAUAAUUUGCAUCUUUGAGCCAGUCAAACAUCUAAAGCAGAAGAAGAAUCAUAAUUCUGGAUUAUCUUAUCAAUGGCAGAAUUCAGAUCAGAUUUGCUUGGAACAUGUUGUGCACAAUUUAACCUGGGAUCCCACAGGUUCUCGUCUAUUGACUAGUUCCAGUUGUUUGCAGCUUUGGUCUAAUGUCAGUUUUGAAAAUCUAGCAGAAGAUGAAAAUUGUGAAAAAACUGAUCCUCAGAAAUGGAGAAUCAUCUGGCAGAACAAAACUGCUUCUCAAGUUCAUCUAAUGAUGUUUUCACCAGAUGGAGAAUUUUUUGCUACUGCAGGGAAGGAUGAUUGUCUUGUAAAGGUGUGGUAUAACACUGAUUGCUGGAAAUCAGUGAUUGCAUCACAACAAACAACACCAGAAACCACAGUGCAGGAACUCAGUUUCUCGUUUAUUUAUCUGGUUCAUCCUCGGUCCGUUGAUGGUUUUUCAUGGCGGAAGACAAGCAACUACAUGCCACGUGGUGCUGUGUGCAAUGUACUGCUGACCUGCUGCAAAGACAAUAUAUGCCGCCUCUGGGCAGAAACUCUGUUGCCUAAUGAUAGCCUCUUAUAUGAAGGUGGAUAUAACUAUUGGCCUGAGCCAGUGAAAUUAAAUAAUUUUAAGAGGAAUGCUUCCAGCAAAGAAAGCAUGAAAAAUGCUUUAGAGUUAAAUCUAAGACCUUUCCGACGAGGAAGAAGAAGAUCAAUAGCACUUGCACAUACUGGAUACUUGCCCCAUCAGCAAGAUCCUCAUGUAGUUCAUCGAAACAGCCCAUUGCAGUCAAAUGCACUUUGCCAUUUCCACAUUGCUGCCAGCAUCAAUCCAGCCACAGACAUUCCCUUGCUCCCUUCUAUUAUGUCUCUGAGUCUUAAUGAAAGUGAAGAAAAAAGUGGUCCUUUUGUAGUGCACUGGCUAAAUAAUAAAGAAUUGCAUUUUACCCUAUCAAUGGAAGUUUUUUUACAACAGUUUAGAAGAAAUUUUGAGCAUAUUUCUUCAGAAGUCAGCACUGAAGAACCUAAUCAGAUGACUUUCAAAUCUGAUGAAGAAACUGAUGAUAGUAAAGAAGAACAGAGAAAAAAUCAAGAACAGAAAGAAUUUCCUGGUGAAAAACCUGUUUCAAAUUCAAGCUCCAUUCUCUUGUCUUCAGCUAUUAUUGAUCAUGAGAUUGAAAUACAACUAGCUGAAUGGAAUAAAAAUGCAGACAUGCUAUUUAGUAUUCAUCCUAUGGAUGGAUCAUUGCUCGUAUGGCAUGUUGAUUGGCUAGAUGAAUACCAACCAGGCAUGUUUCGUCAAGUACAGGUGUCGUUUGUUUCAAGGAUUCCUGUUGCCUUUCCUACUGGUGAUGCAAAUUCACUUUGCAGAAGUAUAGUGAUGUAUGCUUGUACAAAAAAUGUUGACCUUGCUCUUCAGCAAGGCAAACAAAAACCAUCUAGCCUUGGUCGUUCCUGCUCUAUGUUAAUUUCUUCAGGUCAUAGUAAAUCGCCCAACAAUGUAAAACUAAGCAUCUUCACCCCAAAUGUUAUGAUGAUUUCCAAGCAUGCAGAUGGAUCUCUAAAUCAGUGGCUAGUCAGCUUUGCAGAGGAAUCUGCUUUUUCAAAUGUUCUCAGUAUUUGCCACAAAUCACGAUACUGUGGACAUCGUUUCCAUCUUAAUGACUUGGCUUGCCAUUCAGUACUUCCAUUGCUACUCACAACCUCUCAUCACAAUGCAGUCAGGAUUCCAGUUCUUGAUAGCAUAGAAGAAACAUCUCCAGAACAUCAAAAUAAAAGUUCUGCCUGCACAUCUCAGGAUCUUACUGCUGUUUACAGUGAACUUAUCCUCUGGAGAGUUGAUCCAGUUGGUCCACUAUCUUUUUCUGGUGGAGUUUCUGAGCUUGCAAGAAUAAAUUCUCUUCACGUAUCUGCUUUUUCAAAUGUGGCAUGGUUACCUUGCCUCAUACCUAGUUACUGCUUAGGUGCAUACUGUAAUUCACCAAGUGCUUGCUUUGUUGCAAGUGAUGGUCAACAUUUGAGACUCUAUCAAGCCAUAAUAGAUGCCAAAAAGCUACUCUGUGAACUAUCAAAUCCAGGAAUUUCUAGAUAUGUUGGCAAAUUUUUUAACAUCAUAAGUCAGCAAUCUACAGCUAGACCUGGUUGCAUUGUAGAACUGAAUUCUAUUACAGAGCUGCAUGGUGAGAAAAUGCAGCUACUUCAUGUUUUUCAAGAAGAUUUCAUUAUGAAUAAUCUUGAGAAUAGAUUCUCAGAAAAAGAGUCACUACUACUUGAUCCUGGAUAUCAGAAAAAUGGAUUUUCUGAAAAAUUCUAUUUAAUUGUAAUUGAAUAUACUCAAAACUGCUCACUGUUACACAUGUGGAAAUUACACUUGAAAUCCCUACCAGUCGCAGUGGAUGAAAAGAUACCUCCUAAGGCAUCUGAAACAGCAUCUCAAGAACAACUGCAUUCUUCUCCGGACCAAGAAAAGCUUCACAGUUCCAUUGCAAAGAAAUACCAAAUUUGCAGAGAUAAUCUUCAAAGUACCAGCCAAUUAGUUCUUUCUUCAGAAAUUGUCUAUAGUUGUGAACUAAAUUUACCAGAAGGAGUGGAGAUAAUAAGCAUUAAACCAUCAGCAGGUCAUUUAAGUUCUUCUUCAAUUUAUCCAGUCCGCCAAGCUCCUUAUCUUCUUGCAACGCUUUGUUCAGAUGGGAAAGUUAGGUUUUGGAGGUGUAGAAUGUCACAAGAAACAGAUCUAUUAUCCAAACCAGAGAAUACUAAGAACAGUGGUACGUAUGUAUGGGAAGAAUGGCCAUUGCUUAUUGAAGAUGGACAUCUUAGUAGCAGUGCCCUUGAAGUGUCUGGUUUACCUCUUGAAAUUAGCUGUGCUCAUACAAAUCGUUUAGCUGUGGCAUACAGGCGAACACCACCCCAAAACAGUAAUACUCAAGAUUUUUUUGUGAAUGUCGGCAUUUUUGAAUGUGAAUCUACAGGAGGCUCUUGUUGGAACUUGGAACAAACCCUUCAUUUAGAUGAACUAAACCUAUCAUUGGAUUCUCUGACUGUCAAUAGUAGUUCAAUGGCAGUAGGAAAUAAGAACUUAACAUUCAGAACAAAGCAUUUGGUUCAUUUAGAUUGGAUGUCUAGGGAAGAUGGCUCUCAUAUAUUAACAGUAGGCAUUGGUUCAAAACUUUAUAUGUUUGGUCAGUUGGCUGGGAAAAUACAGGAACCAAGUACUAAGGAAAUGCUUGUACUGCCAGUAUGGGAAAAUGCUAAAACCUCUUGUACAUCUAGAUUUAUACUGUUACGAUGUGUGGAUUUGGUCUCAUCAGUAGAAGGGUCACCUCCUUUACCAGUUUCUUUGUCUUGGGUUCGUGAUGGCAUCCUUGUGAUUGGGAUGGAUUGUGAAAUGCAUGUUUAUUCUCAAUGGCAGCCAUUUUCAAAACAAGAUCCCAUUACCACAGACUCUUACAGUAGUAGUACACCAUCUAUAACAAGUUUAGUUAAACAAAUCCAGUUGUCUAGUGUUCCCCCACUAAAGCGAACAUUAACCCGAUCCAUGGCUAGCUUUGCUCAAAAACUUGGUGGGAAACGAACUGUAUUUGAUCUGUCACUGGAGAUGGAAGAUUCUGGUCUUUUUGAAGCAGCUCAUUCAUUAUGUCCUACUUUACCUCAGUAUCAUCCUGUGCAACUUUUGGAACUCAUGGAUCUAGGGAAAGUACGUAGAGCAAAGGCCAUUUUAUCUCAUCUAGUCAAAUGCAUUGCUGGAGAAGUUAUUGCCAUAAGUGACCCCUUCCAUGAGAAAAGGUACCGCUCUCUCUCAAUCUGUGCUAGUGGGAGUAGUACAAGAGACCCUAUGACAUUUAACAGAUGUGUAAUAACAGACUAUACAGAAAUAGAUUCUGUUCCACCUCUUCCUUUGUAUGCAUUGCUUGCUGCUGAUGAAGAAUGUUCCUAUGCUUGUACUGAAAAGUCAAAUACUCCAAAGAAGCUUAACAAACAUGUGACUGACGAAAAUUAUGAGGAUCUAUUUCAAAAUUCCAGCCUAUGUACAGAUGAACUGACUACAAUUGAAGUAGAUGAAGAUGACAAAAAGCCAAAAGUUAUUGAUCUUUCUCAGUAUAAUCCGACUUACUUUGGACAAGAGCAUGCCCAAGUUCUUUCUCGUCACUUGCUUCAUUCUAGCUUACCAGGACUUACCAGGAUGGAACAGAUGCUAUUGAUGGCAUUAGCUGAUACAAUUGCCAUUACCAGUACUGAUAUAGGAGAAAGCAGAGACAGAAGCAAAGGAGGAGAAACACUUGAUGAAUGUGGUUUGAAGUUUCUUUUGGCAGUUCGUCUUCACACUUUUAUGACAACUUCUCUGCCACCUGCUCACAGAGUUCAGCUAUUACAUCAAGGUUUGUCUUCGAGUCAUUUUGCUUGGGCAUUUCACUCUAUUGCAGAAGAAGAACUUCUAAACAUGCUUCCUGCAGUACAGAAAGGUGAUCCAACAUGGUCAGAGCUUAGAGCUAUGGGAAUAGGAUGGUGGGUUCGAAAUACUCAUAAUUUGCGCAGAUGCAUUGAGAAGGUCGCUAAAGCAGCCUUUCAAAGAAACAAUGACCCUCUGGAUGCAGCCAUUUUCUAUCUUGCAAUGAAAAAGAAGACUGUGAUUUGGGGACUAUAUAGGUCCCUAAAAGAUACUAAAAUGACACAGUUCUUUGGAAACAAUUUUAGUGAGGACAGAUGGCGUAAAGCAGCACUGAAGAAUGCUUUUUCAUUGCUAGGCAAGCAACGUUUUGAACAUUCUACAGCAUUUUUUUUAUUGGCUGGUCAUUUAAAAGAUGCCAUUGAGGUCUGCCUAGAGAAAUUAAAUGACAUUCAGUUAGCUCUUGUAAUUGCACGACUAUAUGAAUCAGAAUUUGAAACAUCUGGUACUUACAAAUCAAUUCUUCAGAAGAGAAUUCUGGGAAGUAAGCCUCAUUCCAUGGAAAGUCCAUCAAAACCACAUUUUGACCCUUUUCUCCGAAGUAUGGCUUACUGGAUUUUGGAAGAGUAUGGUCAUGCUCUUGAUACUCUUUUAAGCCAUCCCAUUUUGAAUGAUGAAGAUGAAGGAAGCUUCUCAAACUGUAGCCCUUCGGUAUUUAAUUUUUAUAAUUAUCUAAGGACGCAUCCUCUCUUGCUGAGACGCCAUUUUGGGUCUUCUGAUUUAUCUUCCGCAAGGAUAUGUGUAACAGGAGAAAAUGGGCUUGCAGAUGAAAUCAAUUUAGAGGAAAGAAAAUUAUUCUUUACUGCAGCAUAUACACAUUUGAAGUCAGGCUGUCCUAUGUUGGCUUUAGAAGUAUUAUCGAAGAUGCCUAAAGUGGUCAAAAAGUCAAAGUGUUUAAGAAGAACAUUUAGUUUAAGAAACACUAGUAAAGAAUGUUCACCCUCUUCUCCAAUGCCAGUAGAAUCAAAAGGUGACCAGUUUUUCAGGACUGACAAGUCAGAACCAGUGCUAAAUGGUUUAGGACCAUUAUCAGAUGCUUCAUCAUACAAACAUUCAGAUUCUGAUGCUUUGUUUGAUUGGAGUCAGCCAGCUACAGUCUUCCAAGAUGACCCAUUGGAAUUAAAAUGGGACAGUGACAAAAAUGAGGAAUGUGAAGAUUCUUGCCUUGUAAUGAAACCUUUGCAGAAGAUAACAGAUGAAAAAACAAAUGAAGUUAGUUCUAGCUGCACUGAAACCUACAGUUCGGGAGGUAAAAAUGAUGUCUUAACAUCAUCAGAAGACAUCAUUUGUGUACAGCUGAAAUUUAGGGCAUGCCUGAAGAUUCUUACAGAGGAACUUCGAACAUUAUCCACUGGCUAUGAAGUAGAUGGUGGAAAAUUAAGAUAUCAGCUGUAUAAUUGGCUUGAAAGGGAGGUGGUAGCCCUUCAGAAGACAUGUGAAUAUAAUAUUGAAGCAGAUGAUUCUCAAAAAGAAAUUAUUCCAGUAAUGGGUGAAAAUUCCUUGAAUGAAAGAACUGAAGACCUGUCAGACAUACAACUAAAGGAAAAUAUGCAAAGAAGACACUGGCUUAUAAAAUACCAAUCACUUCUGCGAAUGUUUCUUAGUUAUUGCAUCCUCCAUGGGUCUCAUGGUGGAGGCUUGGCAUCUGUACGAAUGGAACUGAUUUUGCUUCUGCAAGAAUCCCAACAGGAAUUUUCGGAGCAAUCAUAUAGUAAUAGUGUAUCUGAGCAGAGCACAAUACCUCUUCUUUUUGCCUGUACUGCAAGUGCCAAAACAGUGGUGGCCAAUCCAUUAUUGCAUCUUAGUAACCUGACACAUGAUAUACUACAUGCUAUUCUUUCUCUUGACUCUCCACCCCACCCAGAUGUACAGAAUAAUAAGAUACACGUAAUGCACACAUUAGCAGCAUCUUUAUCAGCUUGCAUUUACCAGUCUCUCUGUGGGGGUCAUAACUGCAGUUUAUUGCAAACAAACCAAUUCACUGGGAUGAUUUAUCAGACCUUAUUGCUCUCUCAUCGGCAUUCUGUAAGAACAGCAAGCUCAGAUGAAACAGUAACACCAAAUACUGCACCAGCUCAAUGGCCAGGGAUAAUGGAUUUAAUACGAUUACUGAAUCAAGCUGGGGAAGAAGCUCAGUCUGGGAUCACAAUUUUGCUCUGUGAAAUUCUUACGGCAAUCUACCUUAGUCUCUUUAUUCAUGGUCUAGCAACACAUUCCAGCAAUGAAUUAUUCAGGAUUGUGGCCCAUCCUCUUAAUGACAAAAUGUGGUUUGCUGUCUUUGGUGGUGGUGCAAAGAUUCCCAAGAAAGGACCAAUUCAAGAAACAACCAAGAUGGCCUCUUCUCCUAUAGAUGAUGGUGAGAAGCAAAAUAAGCGGUUUAGACUGACAUCAAAGUCAUCAUCAAAAGAAAAUUCACCUAGUAUUUUACCUGGAAAAGAACAAGACACUUCAAUUUACAAAGAGAAAUUUAUUCCUCCUGAACUUAGUAUUUGGGACUACUUUAUAGCAAAGCCAUAUCUUGCAUCAUCCCAAACUAGAUUUGAAUAUGAUUCAGAAGAAAGUCAGGACAGCAGUGAUGAAGAUGAAGAUGAAGAUGGAGCGUUCUUAUCAGAUUCAAAACUUCAGGAACACUCUAACUCAAAUUCAUUUAGUUGGUCAUUAAUGCGCUUGGCUAUGGUUCAGCUAGUUCUCCGUAACUUGAAAAGUUUCUACCCAUUGGCUGGACAUGACCUUACAGAACUUCCAGUUUGUUCACCACUAUGCCACGCAGUUCUAAAGACUCUUCAGCGUUGGGAACAAGUUCUUCUCAGACGACUUGAAAUGCAUGGAGGUCCACCGGAAAACUUUAUUUCUAUUCACAUUUUACAAGAUGCCUCAUCUUCAGGCCCUGCACUACUUCGCCACAAAACUUUGCUAGAACCAACAAACACUCCUUUCAAAUCCAAAAGUCAUUAUGCAUUAUCCGUAAAAAGACUUUGGCAGUACCUCGUUAAACAAGAAAUGGUCCAAGAAACCUUCAUCAGAAACAUAUUUGCCAAAAAAAAGUGUUUAAAUGAGUCAUUAGAAGACCAGGCUGAACUUACCAAAACUACUUCAGGAGAUGAAUCAGGAAUCAAUAAGAUAGAGCAUGAUGCAGGAUCUCCUGGAAGUAAAGCAAGAAUUAUCCAUAAAGAGUCUGACAUUAUCACUGCCUUUGCUGUCAAUAAGGCCAACAGGAAUUGUAUUGCAAUAGCUUCAAGCCACGAAAUUCAAGAACUGGAUGUUUCUGGAAUUUUAGCAACUCAGAUCUACACUUGGGUUGAUGAUGAUAUUGAAGUAGAAGCUAAAGGACCUGAUGACUUCUUGGUUAUACAUGCUCGUGAUGACUUGGGAAACAUUCAAGGAACUACUCCUUAUACACACAGCACUCCCGGAACACCAAUCAAUAUGCCAUGGCUUGGCAGCACUCAGACUGGCAGAGGUGCUGCUAUGGAAUAUUCCAAUAAAUUUAAUGGAAUCAGAAAGGAAUUGGCAAGAAAAGAGAUGAUCAAGAAGAAUCUCAAUAAUGUCAGAAGAAUGGCUUCUCACCCAACACUACCUUAUUAUUUGACAGGUGCCCAGGAUGGCAGUGUGAGAAUGUUUGAAUGGGGUCAUUCUCAACAACUUGCAUUCUUUCGAUCUGGUGGCAACUCCAGAAUUACACGAAUGAGAUUUAAUUAUCAAGGCAAUAAGUUUGGGAUCGUUGAUGGUGACGGACACAUAAGUUUGUAUCAAACAAACUGUAAAGGUUGCCCACAUAAUGGAAGCACACCUAAACCAUACCUGACAUGGCAAUGCCAUAAUAAAACGGCUAGUGAUUUUGUUUUCAUCAGUUCUUCGUCUUUGAUAGCUACUGCUGGGUUAUCUACUGACAACAGAAAUAUUUGUCUGUGGGAUACUUUGGUUGGCCCUUCUUGUAGCUUGGUUCAUGCAUUUACCUGUCAUGAUACUGGAGCAACUGUUUUGGCAUAUGCCCCCAAACACCAGCUAUUAAUAUCUGGUGGAAGAAAAGGCUACACCUGCUUAAUAGAUCUUCGUCAAAAGCAACAGAGACAGUUUUUCCAAAGUCAUGAUUCUCCUAUUAAAGCAAUUGCUGUAGAUCCUACAGAAGAAUAUUUUGUUACAGGAUCCGCAGAAGGAAAUAUUAAGGUAUGGUGUCUGUCUAAUUUCAGUCUUCUCCAUACUUUCCUCAAUGAACAUUCUAGACAAUCUAUUUUCAGAAAUCUUGGGACUGGUGUCAUGCAGAUUGAGACAGGACCAGCAAAUCAUAUAUUCUCCUGUGGAGCUGAUGGGACAGUGAAGAUGAGAAUUUUGCCUGAUCGGUUUAAUUCAUUUGGUGAAGUGUUGAAAACUGAUGUGAAAUAUGUGUUCUAAAGUGCUGUUAGCACUUGUAAAAUAUUAUAGAAUAUUAUCAAGUAUAAUUGUACAGGUAGCCCUAUAGUAAUAUUUCCUGGUAUUUAUAUUUAUUUCUUGGAGAUAUAGUCCUUAAUGCACUAAUGCCUUAAAGGUUAGCAAGUUCAUUCUUAUUCUGCAUAAGAAUAGUUUUUGAUGAUUCAGUAAAUAUUUAUUAUGUAUUUUGUUGAGUACUGUUUGUUCUUAAUUAAUAAUAAUGCCUCAUUCCAUGUUGUUGAGCAUGGUCUUUAUUGCUUAAUUUCUAAAGACCAUUCCAUAAAGCAGCCUUAUAAUAUCAUCUCUUUUAGCCUGACAGAACAAUCAGUUGCCAAAUUCUUUAUUCUAACUAUAUAUGGGUUGUACUCGUGUAAAAUAAACAUACUUGACAUAAGCAGAUACCAAUGCUAUACUGAGAUUUGCUAUAGGAAGAAAUGCUACUAGAUGAGCCACCAUUGCUAAUAUUUUCCUGAGAUCUAGUUUGUUCACUUUUACAACUUGAACUCAGUCUUUAGCGUGAAGAAUUAAAAGACAAAAGAUUGUCUUGGAACUUUUCAUGCUUGAAUGACUGCUAUCGGUUUGGCAGUCUUUUCCUUGAACCAAGUUUUUAUAUAUAUAUAUAUCUCCAUGAAACUAAAUUUAAGUAUAUGUUGCAUAGGAUAAUUGAAUAAUCUGGGUGGGGAUUAUAAAAUCAUCUAUGCUUAAAUCAUCGGUAAAACACAGGAAAUUGACAUAUGUUAUUUUCUCAGUAAAUUUUGUUUUCAUUUAAUCCAAACAUGCUUAUUCUUCCGCUGGCAUUUGAAUCAUAGCGUUUAGCUUUCAUUUGUGAAAUAAAUAAGAAAAAGUUGCAAAAGAAAACUAUUCUAAUGUAUGAUAAAUAGUAUAGAUUUAUAUUUUUUAAAAAAAUCAAGAGUUUGAAAUUUGUUUUUGUUAAAAAUGUAAUAACUGUACACUUAAUUUUUUUGACCAAAAUAUAAAAAUGUACAAAGCUUUCAAAAUUUUCUAUGUGCUAAAAUAGGCCUUGUAGUGUAAUUAUUUUGAACUAGUCUUAUUUUACUCGUGUGAAAGUCUCAAAAAAUAAUUGGAUAGAUUACUUAAAUGCAAAUUAUAAACAAUUUACUAAAAUAUUUUUGUGGAAAAACUGUCAAUACAAUUUCAUGUGAAACAGAUUUUGACUGGGAAUAGAUGCUGCAAAUAAAACAAAAGUGCAGGGCUUGUAUAAUUAAUUUUGUACUAUUCUCAGGACACUACUUUUAAAAGUAACAUUUCUUACUUUUUAUAUAGCAUUUUAAAUGUAAUUUUAGCAUAUUUCUAUGCAAGCAGUAAAUAAGGAAACAAGUGUUAACAUAAUCAAAAAUACAUUUGUGCAAUAACCUAUACUAUUCUUAGAAAGGAAAAAUGCAUAGCAGCAUUUUAAAAGAGUUAGUGCAGUUAUCUGAUGCAGUGAAUUAAAAUUUUGAGUCAGUUUGCAGAUAAUUCUGUGGGAAGAAUAUAAAUUGCAAUAUUAGAUCACAACAAUGACUCUGUGAAAAUAGCUUUAUACACUUUAGGUCCGUUCCACAUAUAUUCAUUUGCUUGCUUAGAAGGUAUAUGUUUAAUAGCCCAAUCCUGUAAUUGUUUAGGAUGUACAUAUAAGCUUGGGGUCCUGAGCCAUCAACAGUAAUGUUCUGCUAUGUCUGUAGGAAAAUUAAAUUGACGUAACAGCUAGUACCAGUAUUUAGGAAGAUACGUUAAAUGUUAGUGUUAUAACCAUUUAUUUCAUUUAAGAAUAUUAAAAUUAAUUCUGUUGCCCUUGAUAUUUUAUUCAGAAGAUUAGUAUGGAAAUAAUCAUUUUAAUGCUUAGUAUAUAAAGCCUGAUUUACUGAAUUUUAUAUCUGAAUUGCAAAAUCCAAAAUUAUACCAAAGUCUUAAAGAGUUUAACUUGUAAUUCAAGCUCCUUAUAUUAGAUUUAACAUGGGAUUUUGAGAAAGACUAUAAUCUUUAGUAAACUUUUUGAUAAGUUGCACUAAGUUUAAGACUCCAAUAUUGUAUAAAGCUUUGCAUUUUUUAUUAGAACAGCUAGUGUUUUCAUUAAGAAUUUGCUUAAUCUGAUAUUUUUAAGACUGUCAUGUAUUUAGUACAUAUCUACACAAACAACCAUGUACAACUUUUACGAUGCCAUAGUUGAUCAUCACUUUAUUUGAAGGCUUAAAGAUUUAACUUAUAUUAAAAUGUUAUGUGCCUCUCUUAUGUCCAAUUAGUAUCUAGAGAACGUUUUUUCCCAUUAAUGUACUUCUCCCUUCUCUUUUGUUAGUGUACCAAUGAAGUGGCUGGAAUUUUCUAUUUUUCUAAAAGCAUAUUAGAAGUUCAGUUUAUUUCUUCUAUAAUUAAAAAGAAGGCAAAAUUAUCAAAUUAUCUACCACUAAUAACUGCUCAAAAAAUAAUAGGUAAGAGUGGUGCAAUUGUCAAUAUUAUAGUUGCCAUUAUUAUGAUUCUGUACAUUUUUGUAUGUACAAAACAAAUUACAAAGCACAUGCAUAGGUUUAGAACCCCCAAAUAAAAUUUAUCAUUAGCUAAUUAGUCUGUUCAAUGUUUGCUUUUUAAAUGGUACACAAUUUCAUAAAAAUAAACUUCUUACACUUACUGUUUGUAAUGUUCCACACAAGAAAUGCUUCCCAAACCCUAGUCCAUGGACUGGCACUAGGCUGAGGCAUGCCAGAAGAUGGGCCAUGCAAACAAGCAAAGCCCUCUCUGUGGGAUGCAGGCAGCACAUGAAACCACAACCCCCUCGGUCCGUGGAAAAACCUCUCUCUACAGAAUGGGUUUCUGGUGCCCAAAUGAUUGGGGGUUGCUGCUCUUAACUUUGACUAUAUUAGAAACUUCUUGUGAUUUACACUAAAAUCUAACAAUUUUUGUAUUGUUUUAUACUUCAUCAAUAUUGUGGGACCCACUAUAUCUCAGUUUUGUGUUGGAGUGCUUUUGCCAAUAUCUACCUGUAUACAUCCUGACAUCAAUACGUAUCUUUAUUUUUCACUACUUUAAUGGGGUCCAUUAUUUCUUAAAAUCAGCUUAAUACUGUUUAAAAGAAGUUAUAGAAUAAAACAGAAUUCUCAACGGAAUUUAUGGAUAAUUCAUAACAUGGAAUACCAAUACCAUGCCAUGAAUGAUCCAUAAAUUUCUGAUAUGCCAUGGUUUAUAGUAUACUUUAUACUUGUAUUAGCUGUGCAAUUAAAGAGAGUUGAACUCACUUAUAAUUUGAAGAAUUUCCUAGCCCAAGUGCCCCUUUCAUUCAUAUAAGGGGAAAUUAUUUGAAUAAUUCCUAGGUUGCUUAGAAAACAGGAAAAUGGUAAUUUCCUCUCCUUACAAUAACUUGCAGAUAAUUUAAUAUUGAAAAAUAGUAUCCUGGAUUGCUUCACCCUUCAGGAUUUUUAAAAAGCAGCCAUCACACAUUGCUCCAUACGAUUGUAAUGGCUCCUGCCAUUUUUGUGUGCUUUCUCCUAGAAAUGUAGUUUCUGCAUUUUUAUGCUACUUGAGUACACAAAUAGUAUAAAAUAGUAUAAACAC
Messenger RNA from Pseudonaja textilis, 12822 nucleotides. The record is from RefSeq and is a predicted model, not a curated record. NCBI's taxonomy places the organism in Eukaryota, Metazoa, Chordata, Lepidosauria, Squamata, Elapidae.